This is a messenger RNA of Salvelinus namaycush (lake trout), 800 nucleotides long. RefSeq names its product NK-tumor recognition protein-like. The transcript is spliced from 5 exons. Bases 444 to 800 code for a protein of 118 amino acids. Gene Ontology annotation, cellular component: nucleus. The record is from RefSeq and is a predicted model, not a curated record. Gene Ontology annotation, biological process: protein peptidyl-prolyl isomerization. NCBI's taxonomy places the organism in Eukaryota, Metazoa, Chordata, Actinopteri, Salmoniformes, Salmonidae. Gene Ontology annotation, molecular function: peptidyl-prolyl cis-trans isomerase activity.
CAUGCUACACACACAUCUCAACUGCUGCUACCAGACUCUUAUUGUGAUUGCUAAAUACUGCACAAUUGAAACUUGCUCCCCAAUCCCCCUUUCCCCAAAAGGACAUGAGACGUGUUGGAAGUAUAAAAUAUUGGACUAUAAAUGGUGUCUUCCUGUAUUAUACUAAAACAUGUAUUCUAUUCUGCUGAGCCAUUUACUUUGUUGCUAUUCUUAUAUUUUAUGAUGUCUUAUUGUUGAUAUUGUGGAGAAGGAACCUGCAGUAAGCAUUUGGUUGGACGGUGUGUACCAUGUGUAUCCUGUACAUACGACUAGCACAACUUGAAACACAUUAAUUUAGUUAAUUCUGUAACUGUGUUUUUACAGGUGAGAGAGGAACUGGGAAAAGCACAGGGAAAAAGCUGUGUUUUAAAGGCUCCACGUUUCACAGAGUUGUAAAGAACUUCAUGAUACAGGGAGGAGACUUCACCGAGGGCAAUGGAAGAGGAGGGGAAUCCAUAUAUGGAGGCUACUUUGAAGACGAGAACUUUAUUCUCAAACACGACCGAUCUUUCCUGUUGUCCAUGGCCAACCGCGGCAAACACACCAACGGGUCACAAUUCUUCAUAACCACCAAGACAGCACCUCAUCUCGAUGGGGUCCAUGUGGUGUUUGGCCUGGUCAUCUCAGGCUUUGAGGUGAUCAAGAGGAUUGAGGGUCUGAAGACGGACGGAGCCAGCAGGCCGUAUGCUGAUGUUAGGGUUAUGGACUGUGGUCAACUCAUCACUAAGUCAGCCAACGAUGGUAGGGACCACACUGCCUAG